Vavraia culicis subsp. floridensis is the source of this 1403-nucleotide messenger RNA. RefSeq lists its product as uncharacterized. The transcript has a single exon. The record is from RefSeq and is a predicted model, not a curated record. Gene Ontology annotation, molecular function: ATP binding; mRNA guanylyltransferase activity. NCBI's taxonomy places the organism in Eukaryota, Fungi, Microsporidia, Pleistophoridae. Bases 4 to 1278 code for a protein of 424 amino acids. Gene Ontology annotation, biological process: 7-methylguanosine mRNA capping.
GCGAUGCCGUAUGAUUUGGAACGAGUAGGUACGUUGAUAUCACAGCACGAUACCGAAAAACUUAUAAAGCGUAUCCAUUCUUUUGUAAAGGUACGAUCAAAUGCGUCAUAUUUUCCGGGUUGGCAUGCGGUCACGCUUCUGAGGAGGCAUAUUGUAGAUCUAAUAAAUCGCGAUUAUUUCGCAUGUGAGAAGAGUGAUGGUACCAGGGCACUUCUAUAUGUGAUUAGUGAGCGUGGCAAGUCGUACUUCUUCUUCAUUGACCGGAAACUGUGCUGCUAUAGAGCAUCAGAAAAUGAGUCGAUUUUUCUUGAUGGUGAUUAUCUCCUGGAUGGAGAAGUUGUGAUCACAGAUGAUGAUGAAAUUGAGUACAGCGUGUUUGACACGAUUAUUUUUCAGAAUAACAGUGUGAUGCAUCUGAACCUGCUGGAAAGACUGCGUCUUGCCGACAAGUUCAUCAGGCACCAGCUGUGCCAUCUAUUCAAUUUCAAAAUACUAGUCAAGAAAAUGUACAAGGCAUAUGGUUUUGCAGAGGCAUAUGAGUCUCGCUUUUCACUUGGACAUGGGAAUGACGGCCUGAUAUUUACAUGUGUUGACGAGCCGUACGUCUUUGGCACGUGCAAUACUUUGUACAAAUGGAAGCCUCCAUCAUUGAACACAAUCGACUUUCAGAUGCGAAGUGAGGCGGAAGAAGUGUAUUCGUUGUGGUGCAUGGGAAGAGGAGGAGGAAUGGUGAUGAUAGGGUACUUUUUUGACUUUGAAAUCGAUGAUGAUUGUAGCAGUGCGGGCAAAGAUGAUGAAGAGAACAAUCGCGUGGCUGAGAAAAGCGAUCCUGUUCUGUCCGACAAGGGAGGUGCCUCCGAUGUGGUUAAGGAUAGCGACAAUACGCGGGAAGAAGAAAAACAUGCUGAACAAGUAAAUGAAGACAAUGACCAAGACGAACAGCAUAAAAGAUUAAAAAUCGACAAGCCAGGUUCGGUUGAGGAUCGUUCUGGUGGUAGUAUGCAACCUGGUAGAUACCACAAGAAAAUAGGAGAAUUUCACUUCAAUGACAAAAAGAAAUCCAUAUGCAUGGAUGACUACUCCAUUAUAGAGGGCAAGUGGGAACUCAUCAAAAUUAGAGAGGACAAGAACACGCCUAACAGCCUUAAAGUAGUGUCAAAUAUUUUCCUAUCGAUGCGGGAAAACAUAACAUAUGAGGACAUUGUGGAGCAUUUCGAGGAGAUAAGGGGGAAUUGGAAAAUAAGAGAAUCUGCUAAAGCGCGGAAUGAGCGUAGAUAAAUCUUCGAACUAAUAGUUGAUAGUUUUAUUUAUCUUAACUCGCAAUGUUUUCUUUAGCUCGUUAUUCCUUCUUUAGCUCACAAUGUUUUCUUUAAUACGGCACCUUUCAAACGAACACUACCGCU